Molecule: messenger RNA, 1127 nt
Organism: Drosophila ananassae
Lineage: Eukaryota; Metazoa; Arthropoda; Insecta; Diptera; Drosophilidae
Product: phosphoglycerate mutase 2
Exons: 1
Coding region: 134-1000 (288 amino acids)
Biological process (GO): glycolytic process
Molecular function (GO): intramolecular phosphotransferase activity
Source: RefSeq, a predicted model, not a curated record
GGUACUUAGAGUUAGUUGUUAUCGUCACCGAUCACAACUACCCAACACAGUAGUGUCGAGUAGACCUAAACAAUAAAAUUUAAUGAGUAUGUAGUGUUGUUGUUACAUCAUUCCAAAUUAUACGUCUUCCAUAAUGUUGGCUCUGGCCAGAAGCUGCGCCAAGUGCCUGCGCCGCCUGUCAUCCGCCAGAGUUCUGCGCUUGUACUCUAAGGGAUCCUCUGACUGUAAGGAAGAGAAAGGAAAGUACCAGAUCGUGAUGGUGCGACACGGGGAGUCCGAAUGGAAUGAGAAGAAUCUAUUUUCUGGUUGGUACGAUGCCAAACUGACCGAUAAAGGCAUUCAGGAAGCCUGUGCCGCGGGCUUGGCCCUCAAGAAGGGCAAUUAUAAGUUCGACAUAGCCCAUACCUCGAUGUUGAGCCGUGCCAACGAUACGUUGAAGAUCGCCUUAGAGUCCUGCGAACACAAAAAGAUACCCGUGUGCAAGUCAUGGCGACUCAAUGAGCGACACUACGGCGGACUGACAGGACUGAACAAGGCGGAGACCGCCAAGAAGUUUGGCGAGGAAAAAGUUAAAAUCUGGCGCCGCAGUUUCGAUACCCCACCACCACCCAUGGAGAAGGACCACAAGUACUAUGACAGCAUCGUAAAGGAUCCACGAUAUAAAGACCAGUUAAAGGCAGAAGAGUUUCCCAAGUCAGAGUCCUUAAAGCUUACAAUCGACCGCACGCUCCCUUACUGGAGCGGGGUGAUCGAGGCCCAGAUCAAGGAGGGGAGGAGCAUCCUGGUGGCGGCCCACGGCAAUAGUCUGCGGGGCGUAGUCAAGCACUUGGAGUGCAUUUCUGACGAGGGCAUUAUGGGCCUUAACCUGCCCACUGGUAUACCAUUCGUCUAUCAACUGGACGAGAACCUAAAGCCCAUCGGCACGCUUAAGUUCCUCGGCGAUCCGGAAACCGUAAGAAAGGCCAUGGAUGCGGUGGCCAAUCAGGGCAAGGCCAAGUAGCCAACAAUCAACUCAAUGCACUUGCAUGCCAACCUCAAAACCGCGUAUGAAAAACUCACGGAAAAUGGGAAGAUUGCGGGUCUGGCCAGGCGAAUGUCAAGCUGCAAAUAAAUUUAUUUGAUUUUAA